GCCGAGGCGUCCUGUUCGUGAGCGCUUCUGAUAAACAUGCAUGUAACGUAGACGAAACUUUCUACCCAAGAGAGGCGAGGUUAAUAUCAACGUUACAGUCAUACGGGUCACACGGGGCGCAGGGAUAAGUAAAGGAAAUAAGAUAGAAGAAAAGCGACGAUCAGUGGGGCACUGACAAGACUCGUCCUGGAAGGAAAAUGCAUGCUUUUAUAAUAUAAUGGCAAAUAAAUACGAAUUUGUGAUUUUAAAAAUCACGUAUUAAAAACUUUUUAAACUUAAAUGACAGGGCUACCCCGUUGUCACGGUAAUAACCGGACUUGUCGACGCGGGCGGAUUGGGUUUGUUUGUAGUUGUUAUCGAUAAUCAUUUUGUUCCACGUUUAAUAUAUCUAUUCUAGUAAAUAGUGUAUCUGCUUAGUUGUAAAUUAUAUAUUACAUUAUGUAUUUUUCGUAGUCAUAUACACGGCAAUGCUUACAUUCAUGAUCUGGUGAGUGUAAGCUGACAAACUUGCAUAUUAUAUGUAAUUAUGUCACGUUGCCGCUCCAUGUCUUUAGUCUUUAGUAGCUGCUUUUAUUUUAGCGUUUUUGAGAAGCCAAAUCACCAUGACACGGUGAGUUAAUGGCCGCAGAUUGUUGCGAAAAGCGCCGACUGGGUGAUGACAGCCCCCCGGUCGCGCCGCUCCAUUCGCGCCCGUAGGCAAACCGCUUUUGGAGGGGGAAGAGUCCGGCCCCCUCAGCGCGCCUGCGCGGCCUGCACUCGCCGUCACACCCGCCUCCACUUGACACCUUCUUCGGGAGGAUAGUGUGCUGCAGGUGACGGCGGAAUGCACAGGCGUCCCUCUUUGGCCUGGAGGUCAUGUUCCCCUCUAGUUUUGAGGAAGUUCCGCAAUUCGACUGUUGUGAAAAGCCCAGCCCCAUAAGCCAUCUUACCACAAGCAGCUCCGCAUGUGCCUCAGCCUGACCGGCUGCGCUCUUUAAUUAUUUAUGGGCGUUUAACAGCGCUGUGCGCCGCUGCCCGGCUCUGGCCGCCCGUGGCCCCGCGACCCUCCCCUGCUCAGUUGCCUGCCCUUGUUUAUGCGGCAUCUGAGCGAAAUGGACUCGGAUAUGACCUCAGAUAUCUGUGUGGUUGAUGGCCUAAAGCUUCCCUGUCCCUUAAAUGGAGUUCUUUCUGCAAACAUUCAGCAUCUGGCCAUUUGCCGGAGCAGGAGGCAGGACUUCACCUCCGAAGCCGAAAGAGGAGAAUCGUUUCUUUGUGCUGGGCUCAGGGGCUCAGAUUAAAGCAGGUCUCGGCAUGAAGCGCGGCUCAUGGCAUGGCCAGCACGGGAAAGCACAUUUCUUUGAGCAGAGUCUAUCGAGAAUCUCGGGGAAAAAGUGGUCUGCCUGCUGACCUACCACGUGAUCCUGGUCAUGUUCGCCUGGGCGUACUGGAGCACCAUCUUCACCAGCCCCAUGACCCCGCUGAAGGAGUUCCACCUGUCCCACGCGGACAGGGAGCUCCUGGAGCGGGAGGACCGGGGCUUGUCCAUGCAGGAGCUCCUGCGAAGGAUCGCCAAAGAUCUGCCCAUCUGCACCAGGACACCAUCUGGAGCCAUUCGCUACUGCGAUAGAUGCCAGCUAGUGAAGCCGGACCGAUGCCACCACUGCUCUGUCUGCGACAAGUGUGUCCUGAAGAUGGAUCACCACUGUCCCUGGGUCAACAACUGUGUGGGUUUCUCCAACUACAAGUUCUUCCUGCUUUUUCUGGCCUACUCACUCCUCUACUGCGUCUUCAUCACCGCCACGGACAUGCAGUACUUCAUCAAGUUCUGGACUAACAGCCUGCCAGAGAGCCAGGCCAAGUUCCACAUCAUGUUCCUGUUCUUCACGGCGGCCAUGUUCUCCGUUAGCCUGUCCUCGCUGCUCGGCUACCACUGCUGGCUGGUGUGUAGGAACCGCUCCACCUUGGAGGCGUUCCGGCCCCCGGUGUUUCAACACGGACCCAACAAGAAUGGCUUCAGUCUAGGAGUCAGGAAGAACAUCUGCCAGGUCUUUGGGGACGAGAGGAGGUAUUGGCCACUGCCCAUCUUCUCCAGCCUUGGUGAUGGCUGCUCCUUCCCGACCUGCCUGGUCACCCAGGAUCCUGAGCUGUCAUCCUCCCCGGCUGCUCCACACCAACCCAGCAUGCGGCCUGGCAGGACCCGCCCCUUACCCGCCAAGCCGCUGCGGGAGUCGCAAGCAUGGCUGCUGGGGGGUGAGUCUGCCUGGGAGGCGGGCGAAGGCCAGAGGGGCUCGCGGGAAAGGGGAGAAGCAAACCUUCCUACAGUGGUGACCGAGGAUGAGGCCUAGGCCAAACAAGGGGCUCUCAGACCCAGGAAUGCAGGGUUGGAGACCACUGGAGAAGAACCAGCCCACAAGGAAGGAGCCUCCUAUUGACCCACACUGUCUUGAUGCAAGCACCAAUGAGAGGAUGUUGUCAUUGUUUUGGCAACAACUCAAGCAGCUCAUUGGUUCUUUUUUCCUUACUUACUCUCCAGUACCACAGACUGUCUGCCGUGGAUCACAUGGAGUCAGGAGUCAUAUGUGCUCAUGUGUGUUUGCUUAUUUUUGGCUUGACCCACGAUGGUCUGGCUACACAUAGUGGGCAGGCAGGUGGAAUGACUGUUUCCAGGCCUUGGAAAUGGCUUGGACUUCAGGAUACUGUGAAGAUGCAAGAGGCUCUGGAGUUGGUUCUGAUGAGAAUGUGUUUUUAAACCGCCAAAGUAUGUCACACUAACAUGUGUAACAUCCUGGGUUUCGCAAGCUACCCAUAAACUGCUUUCAAAAAGCUUCACUUGCCUGUGACAGCAAUUGCUUGCUGAACCAAUUUUUAUUUCACAUUUAUUUCACUCCUAGUACUAUAACAUAAUUGUCUGAGUGAUGGACUGCAAUAAGAGAGUCAAUCAAGUAUAACAAAAAAAGGUUGCACUUUGCUUCAAUUCAAUUUUAUUAUAAGUCUGCGCAAAACACAGACAUUUCGGCGUAAUGCCUUCUUCAGUGUGCACAAAGCAACAUUUUUUAACGUAACGUAAACACAAAUGUUUAAACGUUUUCUUCAUCUAGAUGGUAUUAUUUGCUUAAUUUCAGUUGGUGACAUACAAACUAACCCAGAUCAACACUGAUUAUUUCUAUUCAGCAUGAGUGAAACAUGUUACCAUGUUAUGACAGGGAAGCAGACUGCAGCGUGAGGACUUUCCUAAACAGAUUCAGUUUUAAACAGUCUUUCUUUAUGUCUGGACUCAAUGACCUCAAGAUAGGCUUUUGGUUCCAGGAUUUGCAGUUAUCUUAUAAAAGAGAAAGACAUUCCAUUAGAAAUUUCACAACUGGAUGUCUUAGUGUGGCUCCGAAUGAUAUAAGAGGAGUAUUAAGGCGUGCAAAGUCGUGUCAUAUAUGGGAGUUAAUUCACCGGGCAGGACAGGUUAUUAACAACCGAAGAACUUGUCAUAUUUCCUCCGGAGCAGCCAUUCAGGCUUUUGGACCAGGUUCAGGUAAUAAUAUACUGCUGCAGACUGUUAACACCACUCUCAGGCUCCACCGCUCUCAAGCCUGCAACUCUCAGGUUCCAUCGCUCUCAGGCCUGCAACCCUCAGGCCCUGCUGCUCUAAGGCCCCACUGCUUUCAGGCCUCACCUCUCUCAGGCCUGCAACCCUCAGGCCCCGCUGCUCUAAGGCCCCACUGCUUUCAGGCCUCACCGCUCUCAGGCCCCACUGCUCUCAGGCUUGCAACCCUCAGGCCCUGCUGCUCUCAGGCACCGCCGCUCUUAGGCCAUUUAUGGUUGGGGUGACACAUGCACAGAGAACAAAGUAGCAUGUACUUUAUCGGUUUCAAAAGUUUUCAAUGUGUACUUCAUCUGUGUGACAUAUUUGACAAAAAAAGGCACCACUUUACAAUAAGGCUCCCUUUUGCCUUGUAAAUGGUAGUAACUCAUUAAUAAAAAGAAAACUGUGUUAUAA
This is a messenger RNA of Paramormyrops kingsleyae, 3967 nucleotides long. The record is from RefSeq and is a predicted model, not a curated record. NCBI's taxonomy places the organism in Eukaryota, Metazoa, Chordata, Actinopteri, Osteoglossiformes, Mormyridae.